Molecule: messenger RNA, 852 nt
Organism: Trichoderma virens Gv29-8
Lineage: Eukaryota; Fungi; Ascomycota; Sordariomycetes; Hypocreales; Hypocreaceae
Exons: 2
Coding region: 120-713 (197 amino acids)
Source: RefSeq, a predicted model, not a curated record
GCUUUUGCAUCAAAAGUCCGCCAGCGUCACAGCAAAUUACAUGCGCGCAGCCUCAUUGCGAAUCGAGAGUUACCAUUACACCGACUCGUGUACACCUGCACACGCAAGCUUUGCCCACUAUGGCCACUCAAUACGAACUCGAGCACAAUGUCGAAUUCUCCGAGCCUCGCCGCGCAGGUCGCCGCGUCGACAUGGCCUCCUUCUUCUCCCUGCUGAACCAGCUCGACGAGCCCUCGACCGUGCAAAACCCGCACAACAACCCGCACGCCACGCCCACGCCCGUCGACACCGCCGCGCUCUUCCGCCUGCUGCAGAGCCAGAUGCAGACGCUGCUGACGACGGCCCCGACGACGGACAACCGCAACUUUCUCGAGGAGCUCAUCAACUCGCUCGAGGACGACAUCCACGACCCGCCCACCAGGCUGCAGGGCGCCAGCCAGGAGUUUGUCGACAUGCUGGACCGCGUCAACAGGAAGAAGCUUGACAAGGAGGACGACUGCGCCAUCUGCAAGGUACCCUAUCUGGAAGACGAGUACUGCCUCGUUGUAGAGCUGCCGUGCAAGGGAAAGCACCGUUUCGAUCUGGAGUGCGUUGGGCCUUGGCUGCGAAGCAAGGGAACAUGCCCCAUGUGUCGGGAGGAGGUGGGCAAGAAGAAGGAGGUUCCCAUUGUGGAGGACGACGAAGAGGAGGAUGGUGAUAUGAUGUAUGCGUAAUAACGUUGAGCAUGGUAGAGUUGGGCGUAUUGGAGUUUCUGUUAAAGCUUUAUUGGGGCGGGAUGGAUUUAUGAAGCUAUGGCUGCUCAUGACAUAGAAAGCGAAAUAAUUAUGGGCUGCCACAUUUGGCCUAUGCGAG